Molecule: messenger RNA, 831 nt
Organism: Durusdinium trenchii
Lineage: Eukaryota; Dinophyceae; Suessiales; Symbiodiniaceae
Source: the annotation of a GenBank genome assembly
AUGGGUCAUGGAGGGAACAACGUCAUUCCUAAUGUGCACUUUCGUGCCUCGGCGAAGCACAACGGGUUGAAGGCCAAAUGUGAGGAAUCUUUGAAGUCUGAAGCAGGGCAUUUGGGGGUUACCCAAAAAGGCCGCCUUGUGGGGCGACCAGUGGUGUCAUGGACUGAUACCCUGCAAAAUGUCAUGUUUGCGACUGUGGUCUAUUGGGCCUUUGGGAGCAAGGUGAAUGGAUGCCAGGCCGGCCGCAAGAACCGCGUCUUCAUGCGGACCUGGUUGAACCAGGCCGGCCGCAAGAAGCGCCGUGCGAACGCGCGCAAGGAGAAGGCGGCGAAGGUCUUCCCUCGGCCCUCCGCCGGGCUUUUGCGACCCUUGGUGCAUCCCCCCACCCAGCGCUACAACAUGAAGCUCCGCUUGGGCAAGGGCUUCACUUUGGAUGAGCUGAAGGAAGCCAAGAUCCCCCGGAAGUUCGCCAAGACCAUCGGCAUCGCCAUCGACCACCGCCGCAGGAACCGCUGCACCGAGAGCUUGCAGCGCAACGUGGAGCGCCUGAAGUUGUACAUGUCCAAGUUGGUGCUCUUCCCCAAAAAGUCGGGUGCCAAGGGUGUGAAGAAGGGCGACACUCCACGCUCGGAGCUGCAAAACGUGGCGCAGAACACGCUGAAGGAGAUCAUCCCAGUGCCUAAGACCGAGAAGCGCAUCAAAGCCCGUGCCAUCACCGCCGAGGAGAAGGAGUUCAAGGCCUACGCAACUCUCAAGAAGGCACGCACAGCGGCGCACUACCAGGGCGAUCGGAUCAAGAAGGCCAAGGAGGCCGCUGCCAAGGAGACCUAA